Metarhizium acridum CQMa 102 is the source of this 951-nucleotide messenger RNA. RefSeq lists its product as uncharacterized. NCBI's taxonomy places the organism in Eukaryota, Fungi, Ascomycota, Sordariomycetes, Hypocreales, Clavicipitaceae. Gene Ontology annotation, molecular function: oxidoreductase activity. The record is from RefSeq and is a predicted model, not a curated record.
AUGACAUCCAAAUUCAAAGACGGUAUGCGCGACCCCUCUGGCCAGUUUUCCAGCCCCUGUCCGUCUAACAAAUCAACAAUAGAGCAAGACAUCCCCGUCUCCAAGCAGACGUUUCCGGGCAUGGAACGAGACAUGCCGUCGCCAAAGCCCACUCGCGAGGAGCUGCCCGAGGCCGGCGGAACCGCGACAACAUACAAAGCGGCCAACAAACUAAAGGGGAAACGGGCGCUGAUAACCGGCGGCGACAGCGGCAUCGGCGCAGCCACGGCCGUGCUGUUUGCCAAGGAAGGCGCCAUUUCAACAAUCGUCUAUCUGCCCGAAGAAGAGCAAGACGCCCAAGACACCAAGAAGCAGGUCGAGGAGUCGGGCGGCACAUGCCACCUCUUUUCCGCAGACCUUGUCAAGAAGGAGAAUUGCCAAAAGGCAAUCGACUUUGCCAUGGAAAAGAUGAACGGCAUAGACAUUCUAUUCAACAACGCGGCCUAUCAGAUGAUGGUGCAGGAUAUCCUCGACUUGCCGGACGAGCAGUGGAUUCAUACAUUUGACAUCAACAUGCACUCGUAUUUCUUCAUGGCCAAAUACACCCUCCGGCACAUGGAGCCCGGCUCCGUCAUUAUAAACAACGCCUCGAUCAAUGCGUACAUUGGCCGGUCGGACCUGUUGGACUACACCUCUACCAAGGGGGCCAUCGUUUCCUUCACGCGAGGCCUGAGUAACCAGUACAUAUCGAGGGGCAUUAGGGUCAAUGCCGUGGCCCCGGGACCCGUUUGGACGCCCCUGAUUCCGGCGACUAUGGAUAAGAAGGCGCAGGAGGAAUUCACUAGCCCCAUGGGUCGGCCGGCUCAACCGUCCGAGAUUGCGAGCUGCGUCGUGUUUCUCGCUUCCAUGGACAGCUCGUGUGUGAGCGGGCAGACGCUGCACUGUAAUGGCGGCGUGGUGGUGAAUGGGUGA